AUGAACCAAAACACGCCCCGUGCUGAAGCAAGUGAGGUUCCAGGCUGCGACCGCAGCUGGGGACGCACUAUGAAGAUGAUGCGGGAGCGUCGGGAGCUUCUAGAAAACCCCGACGAAGGCGAGGACGGCGGGCAUCCAUGCGUGAAUUGUCUUGAAGUUAUUAUGAAGACCCCUGGAGGAAGCGUGCGAUCGCUUAUCCUUAAGUGCCCCUCGUCUGAUGGGGAAAGCAUCCCAUCGCUGCCAUGCGGGAUCUGUGAGGCACCGUGUUGUCGCCUGCACCCGGGGUUGAGUACCCCCGAACUCGAUGUUAUGAUGAAUCACGUUCUGGCUGGAAACUGGGAGCUCGAGAGCUACAGUGACAAGGAACGGAAAGACCUGAUUGGGAAGGUGUUGGAUCGACACCGGUUCUUAGUGGCGGCGGACAUCAAUGCGCAGCAUCAGGAGCUACAACGCAAGGCAAUGGAGAAUUUCCGUAGCAAGUUUGCUUGA
Molecule: messenger RNA, 489 nt
Organism: Penicillium angulare
Lineage: Eukaryota; Fungi; Ascomycota; Eurotiomycetes; Eurotiales; Aspergillaceae
Exons: 2
Coding region: 1-489 (162 amino acids)
Source: RefSeq, a predicted model, not a curated record